Cherax quadricarinatus is the source of this 2177-nucleotide messenger RNA. The record is from RefSeq and is a predicted model, not a curated record. NCBI's taxonomy places the organism in Eukaryota, Metazoa, Arthropoda, Malacostraca, Decapoda, Parastacidae.
UUUUUUCCUCCCUUAACCCAGCCUGUGAAGCCGAUGCCUUAAGGGUUCAUACGGUCCUCAGACCGUGUCAGCCUUUAAUCCAACAACAACAACAAACAACUCCAAUAAAAUGUCUUUCGUUACAGACAUCCAGUUAAUGAUGCAUGGUUUUGGUGACUGCCGGCGACCACUGCCCGAGACUGCAGCGGUUAUUGAGUCCAUAGUUCAUCAGCAGAUGACACUCUUCUUGCAUCUGGCGACAGAUAUUGCGGAACAAAGAGGUACAAGAAUUGUGGGUCCAGAAGACAUCUUGUUUGUGAUGCGUCGAGAUCCACUGAAACUUCAGCGUCUAGUUCAUUAUAUGGGAGUUCGUGAUCUGUAUCAACGCACUCGAACAAGCACUUCAGGCUCGUCAUCAGGUGACAUUCAAGAUUUGAAUUGUGAAGCAGGUGGAGAAGUAUCUCGUAAGAAGCUCUGUAUUAAUUUCUUGCAGACAAUUGAUCAAACAGGAAUGUAUGAACCCAUAUAUUCAUCAUCUCUCUACGAUCCUGUCAAGGCUGACAGAGCUGUACGCUUGGACUCAAUGACUCAGGGCAUGUCCUGCCAGAGAUACAAGGAGUACUGUGAAGCAAGGAAAGCUUCUUUCUGUCCUCGUCUCAGAGUCAACAAGUUCCGAGAGUGGCUCCUUGGAGAUGAAAGUAAUGAAGUUAAGCUUACUCAGCUGGUAUUGGAGAUGCUCAACCGGGUUGAAAUUAGUUGUCAAUUGUUCUACAUUAUCUCUAUUAGUAAUACAGUUGUAAAUUGUUUUGUUCAGAGUGGCUCACUACAAGAGAUUGGAUCUGGAGAUGAUCAUAGCAUAGGAAUGGAUCCCAUAACGCCUGCAGAGGUACGAGAGGCUGUGAGACGCUACUGGGCCAAUAACUCUCCUCUUGGGCCCUUGUCAAAAGUCAGGUCAUCUAUAAAUACCAGACUGCUUGCUGCCUAAAGAUGCUGUAUCUUCUGGAAACAAAGGAGAGAAGCAGCUGGCUCCACCACAACAAGAACCGGUCUUAUAUAUUUCAACAACAUUAUAUAAAUUCUUCUUACAAAAAUAACUAUGUAAUACUUAUGCCAAGAGUAAGCAUAAUUCUGAAGUAAAUGGCAUAGUUGCAGUGGAAACUUUUUAUUCACCACAGUAAUACAGGCAAAAAUCUUCUUGUUCAUAAAGCUAUCCAGUCUGUCUCAGUGAUAUUAACUCUACAUUCUUGGUAUUAGCACCUUGUUCUUGGUAUAUACUCCAUGUUCUUGAUAUUUACUGUAUUUUCCAGCAUAUAAGGUAUGCCUUUGAUCCCCACAAAAAGUCUUGGAAAAUCAGUCUGUGCUUUAUAUGGUCAAGGUCAAGGUAAGUCGGGAUUACACUGUAGCAUAAAGUAAAAGGGUCACUAGCCCUUGAAUAUGAUUAUUGAUUUACUGUUAUGAUACUUGUUUCGUGUGCCUCAUAUGCCAGAAAAUACGGUCCUCCAUGUUCUUGGUAUUUACACUACAUUCUUGGUAUCUACCCCACAUUCUUGGUAUCUACCCCACGUUCUUGGUAUCUAUUCCACGUUCUUGGUAUCUACUCCACAUUCUUGAUAUUUACUCCACAUUCUUGAUAUUUACUCCACAUUCUUGGUAUUUACUCCACAUUCUUGGUAUCUACUCCACGUUCUUGGUAUCUACUCCACGUUCUUGGUAUCUACUCCAUGUUCUUGGUAUCUACUCCAUGUUCUUGGUAUCUACUCCACAUUCUUGGUAUCUACUCCACAUUCUUGGUAUUUACUCCACAUUCUUGGUAUCUACUCCACGUUCUUGGUAUCUACUCCACGUUCUUGGUAUCUACUCCACGUUCUUGGUAUCUACUCCAUGUUCUUGGUAUCUACUCCAUGUUCUUGGUAUCUACCCCACGUUCUUGGUAUCUACUCCAUGUUCUUGGUAUAUAUUCCACAUUCUUGGUAUUUACACUACAUUCUUGGUAUUUCCUCCACGUUCUUGGUGUUUACACAAUGUUCUCAGUAUUCACUCCACGUUCUUGGUAUUUAUAUUACAUUCUUGGUAUUUGUUCCAUGUUCUUGGUAUUUACACAGCAUUCUUGAUAUUUACACUGUUCUUGAUAUUUACACUGUUCUUGAUAUUUACACUGUUCUUGGUAUUUACACUGUUCUUGAUAUUUACACUGUUCU